Messenger RNA from Fopius arisanus, 733 nucleotides. RefSeq lists its product as uncharacterized. NCBI's taxonomy places the organism in Eukaryota, Metazoa, Arthropoda, Insecta, Hymenoptera, Braconidae. The coding region runs from base 1 to 321 and encodes 106 amino acids. The record is from RefSeq and is a predicted model, not a curated record. The transcript has 2 exons.
AUGGGGGUGGGGGACCGGAUACAUCAAGGACGGCCAGGGAGAUGGAUGGUAUUCACUGGUAUUGAGAUCAAGAAGUCUGAUGUGGAAACGAACCUCGAUUGCCGUUCGGUUUUGGGUUUCAGGGUCCAUGUUCCAGUGGAUCUCUGGAUGAAGACAACCAAGUGGAUGGAUCAUAUUCAGUUUCAAUCAAUCCGACACUCAUCUCCUGUCAUCCGAGAAUUCCCAACACUUCUGCGGUUUUAUCGAGUAGAAAAUGGCAACAACUUUUCUGAAAUUAUCAUAUCGUCGAUCAGUAUUGACUCAUUAAUUCGCCGGAUAUAAUUAGAUUGACUUAAUUAUUUGAUUCUGAACUUUGUCACAUUAAAUUGUUACAUGUUCAAGUCAAUUUGGGCGUUAACCGUCUAAUGGGAACACUUUCUUCGACGUCUGCUCCUACUGAACUGAAGAUUCCUUUUAGGAAAAUAGAUUUAAUUGGAUAAUCUCAUGUUUGCGGAAUGAUAUGCACUUAGAAAUCGAGGAUGUUAUUUUCUUCCUUUAUAAGGCAAUUUUGAGCGAUCACUUCUCAGUGAUUUGAGGAAUAAAAUUGAUGGAGUGCAUUAAACACGUGCGUUAAUACGGGGUUAUUCUUACCUGCAUCCUGACUGUUUGGUUCAACCAUCAGAUAGAUUAGUUGGUUUAUAUAUUCCGUUAUCAGCGGAAGACAACCGACAAUUUAGUCUAAUGCUGUCAAAUA